Messenger RNA from Verruconis gallopava, 1944 nucleotides. RefSeq lists its product as uncharacterized. Gene Ontology annotation, molecular function: Atg8-family ligase activity. Lineage: Eukaryota; Fungi; Ascomycota; Dothideomycetes; Venturiales; Sympoventuriaceae. Bases 265 to 1329 code for a protein of 354 amino acids. Gene Ontology annotation, biological process: nucleophagy; autophagy of mitochondrion; autophagosome assembly. The transcript is spliced from 2 exons. Gene Ontology annotation, cellular component: cytosol; cytoplasmic ubiquitin ligase complex. The record is from RefSeq and is a predicted model, not a curated record.
CUCCAAGUACUGAGGCGUGACCCCUCCAGGCAAGUCAAACGUACCCAGACACUGAUCAUCGACCAGACUUGUCCAGGCUGCCAGAAGCCUGCAAGCCUCCGCGUUGCAUCGCUGAACGUACUCUCCGCUUAUACAGGCCAUUAAGUGAUUGUAUCGCACCCGAGCACACGAACAUCCACUUUACUAUUCAUUGCAACGACUGGAAACAGCCCCUCGAACAGACUCUACCGAUAGCCUUGCAGCGGAAGCCAAAGCGUGGCAACGAUGAACAUCAUUCGUGGUACCGUCGACAGGCUGCGCGAUACGUGGGCUCCCGUAACGCACACGUCGACCUUCCGAGAGACGGGCCAGAUCACACCCGAGGAAUUCGUACAGUGCGGCGACUUUCUUGUUUACAAGUUCCCGACGUGGUCGUGGAGCGACGCGUCCGAUCCGUCCAAGAGGGUGUCGUACCUGCCGGCAGGCAAGCAGUUCCUGGUGACGCGUGGGGUGCCAUGCCACCGGCGGUUGGCGGAGCAUUUUGCGGAGAACGCCGGGACAGAGGACCAGUUGGUGAAGGACAUGCUGGGCGGUGAAGAUGCAGGGGGGGCGGACGAUGACGACGGCUGGCUGCGGACUGCGGGCGUGGCUUCAAGUCGCGAAGUGCGGCCGGGUGAGGUCAGGACGCUGGACGAAAGCGGCAAGCUGGGUGAGGUCGUGGACGAGGAGGACGAGAUCCCCGACAUGGAGGACGAGGAGGAUGACGCGGAGGCCAUCAUCCGUGACCAUGAUGCCGCCGCCGACGACGCCCGCUCGAAGCGCACAUACAACCUGUACAUCACCUACACACCGUACUACCGCACACCGCGUCUGUAUUUAUCCGGGUACCAGGCGACUUCGGAGCCUCUGCCACCGGCCGCCAUGAUGGAGGACAUCGUGGGCGACUACAAGGACAAGACCGUCACGCUCGAGACGUUCCCCUUCGUCGACUCGGGCCUGAAGAUGGCGAGUGUGCACCCCUGCAAGCACGCCAGCGUCAUGAAGGUGCUACUCGAUCGCGCCGACGCCGCGCUCAAGCUGCGCAUGCAGCGCAUCCGUGAGGGAAGAGCGAGCGCUACCGACAAGAUGGAGGGUAUGGAGGGCCUCGAGGACGCUCUGGGCAAGCUCAAGGUUGCCGACGGCGCAACCCCACCCGCCGGCUCGCAGGCGAAGGACGGCGACGAGUGGGAGGUCCUGGAUCAGGAGCAGGACGACGUCGCCUUGCGCGUCGACCAGUACCUCGUCGUCUUCCUGAAGUUCAUGGCCAGCGUCACGCCGACGAUCGAGCACGACUUCACGACUAGCGCUUAAGGGGGCAUGAGUGUGGACGGCGGAACGAACCAGAACGAACCACGUUUUUUUUUUCUAUAAAUUAUUCCUUUGCUUUCUCUCACGACGUGGAAGCCUUUUCCUUUCUUACUUUUUUUCCGUCGUCGCGGCGCGUUAUACGACUAGAUAUGGAAUGUAAGCUGAAGGAAAAUGAGAGAAGAGAGAAAGAAAGAGAACGAAACUGAGGAAGAGAAGGAGAAGGUAUGAAAUAAAGAAAGAGAGAGAAAGAGAGAGAGAGAGCUGUAGCUGGCGUCAUAGACUUCACAGUGAGAUUGAUCUGAUGUUGUAAAAAAACCUCUCUCUUAACCAUCUUUUCUCUCUCUCUUUAUUUGCUAUGAAGAACUAUCGUUGACGCAAAAUCUCUCAUUCGCUCCAGCGUAGGGAGAAGUCAUGUUAUACAUCGAAUGUAUUUAUUUAUUUCUUUUUUGUCAUCCUUGGAGGAAAGUUACAUACAUAUUAUCAUUACUUUUUGGAACCACCAUUUCACUUUUUAGAGAGCCCGGAAGAAGAAAAAAAAAGAAAUCGUUAGGAAAGUGUCGAGGAAAUCUGCAGCUCUCCACAAAUACAUACAUACAUAUAUUCAUGACAGUUGUGGUG